Molecule: messenger RNA, 1110 nt
Organism: Coniophora puteana RWD-64-598 SS2
Lineage: Eukaryota; Fungi; Basidiomycota; Agaricomycetes; Boletales; Coniophoraceae
Exons: 3
Coding region: 1-1110 (369 amino acids)
Source: RefSeq, a predicted model, not a curated record
AUGUCCGCUAACGUGUCCACUAAAGUCAAGCGUCCCCGCGUCCCCGAUUGGUUUCCGGACCUGGGUUUCAAGCACCCAUCGUCUGAUGCGGAUUUUCAUGCUGUGUUUCUCGUCUUUGAGGCUCGCGUCCGCGAAGCUUUGUCCAAGAAAGAACACGCGGCUCCGACAGUUUUUCUGCAGCAUUGGGUUCCAAUGGCGAGAGCUAUGCUUCCAUUGAUGGCCUACGCGAAGAAGGCCAGUAAAAUUCAGCCGCCAAUCCUGCUGGAGCGCGCGUUGGUGGGCGGUCUGCCAACAGAUGACGCCCGCUUUCCAAUUAAAGCGGCAGACCUCUCCGCCUCCGACUUUCAACGCCCCGCCGAUAUCGGCACCGAGUUGUGGUGGAGUGAGUGGGGAACCCCAGUGGUCCACACCAAUAACCUGCCCAAGGAUGUGCCCGCUGUGGAAGAACCUAGGGUUCCGCCCGCCUCUCUCCUCUUCUCCGACGUCAAUGCGAUGGCGGAUCCCCAGGCUACUCAGGCGCCCGCUUCACCAGCAUUAUCCCGCCAAAGCGACACUCCGACAGCGGCCCCACGUGAAAAGGAACGCCCGGCCAAGCGGCGAAGAGUAACCGCUGCAGAAAGUGCUGCAGCAAGUACUGCUCCCCAACUCCCCAAGCGUAAGACAGUUCGAGCGGGCGGACGCGGUGGUGCUGUUGACCAAGCAUCCGCCUCGAUGAGUGCAUCUCCCCAACCAGCCGCGAGUGGGUCUACUCACAAAGGCGAUGACACUGUUGCCUCCAUCAGGGCCGCUCAGCGAGUCCAGUCGGUUGCCAUUUCAAAGCUGCGGUCCGAGCUGGAAUUGUUAGGGCAAGAGAUCGUCAAGGCCAACCGCCGUCUUGAUCGGACCCCUACCAUGGAACUCGCGGAUAGACUGGAGGCGCGGAUGGAUGCACUUCAGGCGGGCCACACUAUCUUACAGAGGGAACGUGAGAUUCAGGACUUUAUGCUGAAGGCCCAGCAUGACCAAAUCGCGACUUUGACGGAGGAGAAGGCGGCGGCGCAAGCGGCCAGGGCAGCUCGGAAAGCGGACAAGCUCGCUCGCUCGGCGGGGCGUCAGCCGCCAGCCAACUAA